Molecule: messenger RNA, 975 nt
Organism: Lathyrus oleraceus (garden pea)
Lineage: Eukaryota; Viridiplantae; Streptophyta; Magnoliopsida; Fabales; Fabaceae
Exons: 3
Coding region: 1-975 (324 amino acids)
Source: RefSeq, a predicted model, not a curated record
AUGAUGCAGCAGUGGAAUGGUGGUUUGCAUCCUCAAGGGGUUCCACAGGAAGCUGCAGGUGGUAGUUUCCGAGAUUUCUUCCGCAUGAAUCCUCCUGAAUUCCAUGGUGGGUUGAAUCUUGUGAAGGCUCAUUCUUUGAGGACUCAGAAAGAGUUUGAGUUUCAGCAGCUUAGACAGGGUACUAUGUCAGUAGCUGCGUAUGGUGAGAAGUUCAAAUACAUGGCUGCUUACUCUAGGCAGGCCACAUACACACCUGAUGAGAGGUGGAAGAUUGAUCAGUUUCUUUUUUGUAUGAGGGGUGAAAUUUCUCAUAGUGUAUCUCAAAGGGAAUUCACUACUUAUGCGGAAUUGUUAAGGCAAUGUUAUGUAGCUGAGAACAGUUUGAAGAAAGUUCAAGAAGAAAGGGAUCAGUAUAGGAGUGGACAUAGAGACCAAGGGAGGCCAGGUAGCCAGUUUAGGCCUAGAUCACAGGCUUUCAAAGGAAAACAGGUGCAACAUGCAAGACCUAACAAUCCUCCUCAAUGUCAAGGGAGGAGCACUGGUCGAGUUUAUACUUUGGAUGCAAGGAAGGCUAAGAGCAACAAUGCCUUAAUUGUUGGUAUGUGUCUCGUCAAUAAUCAUCCUUGUUUUGUAUUGUUUAAUUGCGAGGCGACACACUCUUUUAUAUCAAUUUGGUGCAUAAAGCAUCUUGGCUUGCAAGCAAUUCCCUUGUCUCCUCCUAUGGUGGUUACUACCUCCAUGGAUGAUGUAGUUGAGACACCGUUGAUUUGUGAAAAUUGUUCGCUCUCGGUGAAUGGUAGAAUUUUCCAGAUUGAUCUUAUUUGUUUGCCACUUAAGAAGGUUGAUGUGGUUAUGGGGAUGGAUUGGCUUUCCGCCAAUUCGGUGUUUAUUGGAUGUGAAGAGAAGUUGAUUAUCAUUCCAUCUAGGGAAGCUACUCCAAAGGAUGUAUUAACUACUUACUAUCUUGGAAGGUAA